CUCUUAGUAGGGGGAUGUGGAAGAGAAAGCUGCAGAUCAACAAGACUAGAGCCUCUUGCAGGAAGAGCACAGCUCUGGCUGAAAAAACCGAAGUAUUGAGUGAUGACCUACUGCAGGUUGAGAAACGAUUGGAGCUGGUCAAGCAGGUUUCCCACAGCACACACAAGAAGCUGACCGCCUGUCUGCAGGGUCAACAGGGUGUGGAUGUGGACAAGAAGUCUGUCAGGUCACCCUCGAAGAAGCUCCCUCUCACAACGCUCGCACAAUGUAUGGUGGAGGGAGCAGCCGUGCUAGGGGACGACUCUCUGCUGGGGAAGAUGCUGAAACUCUGUGGCGAGACGCAGGAGAGACUUGCUCAGGAGCUCAUUUUAUUCGAGCUUACCAUCGAGAAAGACGUGAUUGAGCCUUUAUGCGACCUAGCAGAGGUGGAAAUCCCAAACAUCCAGAAACAAAGGAAACAUUUAGCAAAACUGGUCCUGGACAUGGACUCCGCUCGCACAAGAUAUUACCAGUCUAACAAAUCGUCGGGAAUAUCCAGCAAUCUGCAGCCAACAGGAGCUAAGGCUGACCACCUCCGGGAGGAGAUGGAGGAGGCAGCCAACCGCAUGGAGAUCUGUCGAGAUCAGUUAUCAGCAGACAUGUACAGUUUUGUGGCCAAAGAAAUAGACUAUGCAAGCUACUUCCAGACAUUGAUAGAAGUCCAAGCAGAGUACCACAGGAAAUCAUUAGAGCUCCUCCAGAGUGUGCUGCCACAGAUCAAAGCUCAUCAGGAGACCUGGGUGGAAAAGCCGUGCUACGGGAAACCCUUAGAGGAGCACUUAGCACUCAGUGGGAGAGAUGUUGCCUUCCCUAUCGAAGCCUGUGUCACUAUGCUGCUGGAGUGUGGCAUGCAGGAGGAGGGUUUGUUCAGAAUCGCUCCUUCAGCCUCCAAACUGAAGAAGCUGAAGGCGUCUCUGGAUUGUGGUGUGUUGGACGUUCAGGAGUUCUCUACAGACCCACACGCCAUCGCAGGUGCUCUAAAGUCAUACCUGCGUGAACUCCCUGAACCUUUAAUGACCUUUGAGCUCUACAAUGAUUGGAUCCAGGCCUCAAACAUCCAAGACCAGGAAAAGAGACUGCAGGCUCUGCUUGGUGCCUGUGAGAAGCUGCCGUCUGCAAACAACAACAACUUCAAGUACUUGAUCAAGUUCCUCUCCAAGCUGACUGAAUACCAGGAUGUGAACAAGAUGACUCCUGGAAAUAUCGCCAUCGUCCUGGGCCCCAAUCUGCUGUGGACCCAUGAUGAAGGGAACAUCACAGAGAUGAUGACGACAGUUUCCCUUCAGAUCGUUGGUAUCAUUGAGCCCAUCAUCCAGCACGCCGACUGGUUCUUCCCCGGAGAAAUUGAGUUCAACGUCACAGGAAACUAUGGCAGUCCAGUCCACACCAACCACAACGCAAACUAUAGCUUGAUGCCGUCGCCGGAUAUGGAUCAGAUGGAUCGCAGACAGAACGACCAGAGCCGGCGGCCGCUGAGCGUGGCCACUGACAACAUGAUGCUCGAGUUCUACAAGAAAGACGGCAUGGGUGUCAGGGUGAUGGACACUUCUUGGGUGUCACGCAGGGGCCCGUCGGCGACGCGUAAAACAUCCUCAACGCCGCCAAACGUGCACCCCUCCACCCCACCCGCUGACGCUCCCAUCCCAGAGCAGCCUGGGGAUUUCUUUGCAUCCCCGUCCCCCACCCCUCCUCCCACUAACAGCGACCGAGCCAGCUCAGAGGAUGCUUCUUCCAACUGGUCUGACUCCUGUUACGUCUAUCCCUCUCCCGAGGAGGAGAGGCCACCUCCCCCUUAUCCUUCUUUCUCUUCUUCCUCCUCUUCCUCUUGCUCCUCCAACUCGCUCCCUCACUAUAUCUACACUAGACCCCUUCAGAGUGUUCGCCCCACAGCUCCCACUCCUGAGUCGGUAGUCAUCCCUGGCCCGUCCCCUCCACCUCGCCUAACCGGAUGCAGCCCGCCCCCAGUUCCCUUUUCCCCAUGCCCGUCGCCCCAGCAGCUUGAUGUCAACUCCAACCCCAAACCUAACUCCCUUCACCUCCCCAAACGGGCCUCCCUGCCCGACACUAUGCAUGCUACCCCAUCCGAAACCAACGGUUCCACCCUUUACAUUAAACCCCCGCUCGUUCUUACCCGUCACGAUCUGCUGCUGGGCUCCCCUAAACCCCCCAACACCCCUCUUUCAGCUCCCCCUCCGUGGGCAGCCUCUGCCUGUAGCCGGGAGAGAGGAGCCAAGCUUAAGAGCACUCUGAAAAAUAAGGAGCUGUCUCCUGUGAUUGGACAGAAGGGACUCCAAGGAGUAGUGACCUCUAGUGGACAAUCACAACACUCCGAGCACAGCCCACACAGUUUGAGGAGAGCAAAGAAACUUGCGCCUAUUCCACCUAAAGGCCCUUACUGCCAGUCAGGAGCCAUAUCCGACCAGUCGACAGGUCAGCCGUCUCCGGUCAGCCUGUCGCCGACCCCUCCGAGCACGCCUUCCCCCUAUGGCUUUAGCUACCCACAGGGUUACGCCACCAUUGGUUCUCCAAUUCAGACCCAGACGGCAACAACCCCAUCUCUGUCUUCUCCGCCCUCGCUGGCAGGAACACUCAACAAGCCCAGACCAACCCCGAAGCCCCCCCGUCAGAGGCCCAGCCUGCCUCCACCUCAACCCCCCAGCACACCCGGCACUAGUCCUCAGCCUCUGGAGCAUUUAUCUGGUCUCCUGGAUGGUUUACCUCCAGAAGAAAGCAUGUCCACAGCCGUAUGAGGGGCGAGGUUCACUUUCAUUCAAGGUGUCAGAGGGCAUUUUUAGGAUUCCCUCUGCAACUUGGACAUCCCCAUCAUCAACAUGGAGCUGGACAGCAUCUUCGACCUGGCGCACAUCUCCCCCUUUAGGAACUUGGCACUUUUCAAGUCGACCAAAAGCAGGACGGACUCUGAGGAGGA
Messenger RNA from Cyprinodon variegatus (sheepshead minnow), 2968 nucleotides. RefSeq names its product Rho GTPase activating protein 44 (gene arhgap44). Gene Ontology annotation, cellular component: postsynaptic density; presynaptic active zone; dendritic spine. Gene Ontology annotation, molecular function: GTPase activator activity; protein binding. The record is from RefSeq and is a predicted model, not a curated record. NCBI's taxonomy places the organism in Eukaryota, Metazoa, Chordata, Actinopteri, Cyprinodontiformes, Cyprinodontidae. The transcript has 22 exons. Gene Ontology annotation, biological process: regulation of dendritic spine morphogenesis; regulation of actin cytoskeleton organization; negative regulation of Rac protein signal transduction. The coding region runs from base 15 to 2789 and encodes 924 amino acids.